Messenger RNA from Suillus bovinus, 1085 nucleotides. RefSeq lists its product as uncharacterized. NCBI's taxonomy places the organism in Eukaryota, Fungi, Basidiomycota, Agaricomycetes, Boletales, Suillaceae. The coding region runs from base 429 to 1085 and encodes 218 amino acids. The record is from RefSeq and is a predicted model, not a curated record. The transcript is spliced from 14 exons.
GCGGCGUUGACGUUACAAUGAAACCUACUCAAAAUACUCCCGUCGCGGUAUGCUGCAAUAUUUGUUACUUGUUGGCAGGAGGCCAGGUAAAAAUCCACUAAUAUGAAGUAGUGAGCAUGUAUUCCCACUACCCUUCCCACAGAAUACGGUUUUUGAAUUCAAGACUAGGUCUACCUUGUUUGCUCGCAAGUUGCAGGUAGGCCACUGAAGGCAGUACGGUGGCGUCUCAUAGUAGCGCAUAAUCCAUGAUUGUUGGUCAGACUCAAUCACACAGCCUUGUCACUCAUGUCACGAUCGCCCCUUGAUCGAUGAUCCGGGUGUCCACCCGUGUUGCAACACAGCAGUCAGCUGUGGGUGCUUAAAUGAUGGAUUUGAGUACUCGUAACGUACAACGAGAAGCGUCGAUCUGUUUUCCACAAACUUGAUACAUGAUGAGUCAACCUACUGCUUUGUACGUCGACGCUGGCCUUCAGGCAUCCAAGUAUGUCAAUGUCGGGAUGUUUGCUGUUUUAAUUUUUGACUAUUUCAUUACCCUAGAGGUAGAGGUGCGCUUCGAACACAAUACUAUCCUGGUGAAAGUCCGCAGAAGGCUUGUUAAUAACGAGGAUUUAUGCUUCCUGGAACAUCUGUGGACAGCGGAUCCGGGCGACUGUCUUUUCCUGGGCGGCAGGAAUAACGUCUUCGAAUUCAGAAAGUACAACAAUGCCGUCGGACAACUCCAAAGAACGUUUUUUAACGACUCAGCGAAAUAUAUGAUGUGCAUUAUGACUCGCGUGCUGACUUCCUACUAUGAAGUCGUGUCUUCGUUCAGUAUAGUCUUGACCAUAGUUCCUCCGAUCACAUGGGUUUCGAUCACAGACUCUCCGCAAGUCGUCAUCCACAGUGUUCUAGCAUCUAGGAUUCUUUUCAACCUACGAGCGAGUGAAGGACGAUCGCAGACUCAUACAACACUGUCCGACGUAUCUGAGAUACAGUUUGGAGGAGGCCAACUUUCGACGGCGGACCCGUACCUUUACCUGGCAAAAACCCGUAUCCGCUCUAAGGAUACAUCAGGGAAACAUAAUUUGCUACAGAGUGCUUUGUAG